Messenger RNA from Laccaria bicolor S238N-H82, 1281 nucleotides. RefSeq lists its product as uncharacterized. The coding region runs from base 1 to 1281 and encodes 426 amino acids. The transcript is spliced from 12 exons. The record is from RefSeq and is a predicted model, not a curated record. NCBI's taxonomy places the organism in Eukaryota, Fungi, Basidiomycota, Agaricomycetes, Agaricales, Hydnangiaceae.
AUGUCGUCUGAAGCAUUCCAGGAAUGGAUUAACACGUAUAAGCUUUCCCGCUGCAGACACUCCCCAAUGAUGGAAGAAGUUCUGGCCAGACUUCUGGCAGACCCUGGGGAGGAGGAAGACAAUGAAGGGGGAGAUGAAUGUGAGGGAAGCAUGGAGGUUCCAGGAGAUCUGGGCAACUCAGGGUCGGGCUUCGCUUGGGGGGAAGGGGAUGACUUCUCCAUGCCAGAUAAUGGGAUAGACGUGGACUUGUGUCCUAGCACCCCUCAAAAAUCCAAUCCGAUACCACCAAAGACGCCCAUUCCUGCAAAAGUACAACGCACUGGCCCAGAUGCAGAGGCCAACCUCCUUUACCAGCAGUGGCAGGCUCUCAUUCCCCGCCUCAUGUCCCCAUUCCUUUCCUUCAUCUCAGCUACCCAUGGAAAAAAGACCUUUCCCCUCGAUGGGUGGUAUGACAGCCUGCAAGUUCAGAUUGAACAAGAACUCGAAGCAGUGACUGUGGCUGGUGAUGCCGCCACUCCUUGCUCCUCGGAAACCAACCCGGCUACCAUCACCACCCCUGAGGCACCCAUACCCAAACAGUUGACCCCUGAUUACAGUCUAGCAGAACCUCCUCUGUCCCUUGUCAAUGCGCGAGGGUUCUACAGCAACGCUGUCCAGCUUGCUUUGGAUUGCGGAUGUUUGGGUGUUCGGGAGCAAUUCCCUGAACCAUCAAAAACGGUCAAGAAUUGGUUGAGAUAUGGCCAAAAACAUUUUUAUACAUGUGAUUCAACUAGAAUUAAAAUAUCUAUCUACGUAUGCAAUGUAUGCUAUGCUGACCAGGAUGUUCCCAGAGGCGCUGAUUUCAUUGUCACCACUGAUGGCAAUUUCAGCCAACGCCACAGAAAAGAUGCGGGCGAUUGUCCUGAGUUCUACAGGCCAGAAUACUUUCUUACCAAGGCUGGGUUGACCAUCAAAAUGAAUAUGGAUCACUAUGACGAUGGAGGAGUGAUGGCUCUUGUUUGCCACCAUGAUGCCCCCCUCUUCCUCGCCAACCUCGACACUCCUGCCUUAACUUCUGACAACGACGCAUCUGGAUGCUUGAUCGUCAAUCCUGUUCAGUACUUUAUAGUGCCCCUCCCAUUCCUGCAGGAAUCCACAGGAAUCCACAGGAAUCCGCAGGAAUGGAACCAGAUUCCACAGGAUUCCACAGGAAUGGAACUGGAUUCCGCAGGAUUCCACAGGAAUAGGACCGGAAUCCACAGGAAUAGGACUGGAAUGAAUAACCCAUAUCUCAAGCAAUAG